This is a messenger RNA of Saprolegnia diclina VS20, 2263 nucleotides long. RefSeq lists its product as hypothetical. The transcript is spliced from 9 exons. Lineage: Eukaryota; Oomycota; Saprolegniomycetes; Saprolegniales; Saprolegniaceae. Bases 1 to 2208 code for a protein of 735 amino acids. The record is from RefSeq and is a predicted model, not a curated record.
AUGAACCACUACACUGAAGGUCUCAUGGACCGCCCCGACUUUCCAAAGGACAAGGUGAUUGUCAACAUGCCCAACGUCGAAAUGUACGAGCUCAAGGGCAAGGACUACCAUCGCUUUGACGUCGUUCUCUGCAAGACGCGCGACGGCUACGAGCGUCUCUCGCGCUGGUACGAGGACAACGGGAACCCGCGCAACACAACGCUGCUCUACGUACAGCACACGUCGUCGGACCCGUCGACGGUCGCCAUUACGCAUGCGAUGGCGCACCCAGAGAGCCCGCCGAUCAAGCCCAAGGAUUUUGAGAAUCUUACAUUCUUCCAUGCCAACGGCCACAGCUGGUUCAAGAGCACACGCGCAGUGCUCGAGUGCUGGCAGAAGCGACCGGACUUGCCGCUCAUCCACGUCUACUCGAUGAAUAGCGGUACGCUACGCGACUUCAACGAGCUCUUUUUGCCUCUCGGUGCGCCGUCCAAUCUCCAGUUUCACUACGGCGAAGAGGUUGACGUUGCCCAGUUUGGCCGCCACCUUCUGGAAGCCAGUGCGAUCUUGUGUCCAAGCAAAAUGGAAGGCUUUGGCCACUACAUCAACCAAGCAAGAGCGUCCGGCGCGCUCGUUUUGGCGACCAACGGACCGCCCAUGAACGAAUUCAUCGACGAUAGGGCUGGUGUGCUCAUUGACGCUACCCGCAAGGACCCUAGCCCGAAUCAAAUUUUGAGCGUCUAUGGCGGCAUGGAGUGGGGCGUCACGUCGAAAGCUAUUUGUGAUGCCGUCGAUAGCGUCUUGGUUCCCCGGCGCCUGUACCUCGCUCUUCUCGCCAUCGCGUGCUUCGUCCUCACUGCUUACACGCUCGUUGCGCAGCAGCUUCCGCAGCCAUUGCUGCGCCAAGGGCAUGUGGCGGAGCGCGCUGUCGACGAUGAGACGACCCUCGAUCUUCUUGGUGAUAUUCUGCACCUCAACAACCUCAACGAAGCGUGCAUGCACGCUCACGACGUCGUGAUUCCGUGGACGUACAACAGCUCGGCCGUCGACCUCCGCCACGUCUGGUCCCGCGACAAGACGCCGCAGGACGAGCUCAUCGCGCACCUCGCACAGUGCCCGGGCGUCGAUGUCUUCCUCCCCACAGGCUUGCGCGGUCACGGCUACUGCGAAGACGGCAUGGCGUACGUCAAGUUUCUCAAAACACGCGCGCUACCGAUUUGGGUCUUUGACUUGCGAUUCGACUACCAAGGGCGGGCCAAUAUAACGUACUUUGACUUGUGCCCCAAGACGGCGCUGCUCUUUAUGAACCACUACAUGGACGGCGUUCCCGACCGCCCGGACUUUCCCAAGGACAAGGUGAUGGUGUCGAUGCCCAAUGUCGAAAUGUACGAGCUCAAGGAAAAGGACUACCAUCGCUUCGACGUCGUUCUCUGCAAGACGCAGGACUGCUACGACCGCCUCUCGCAAUUGUACAAGGACUUUGGAAACCCGCGCAACACGACGCUUCUCUACGUUCAACACACGUCGUCGGACCCGUCGACCGCCGCGCACGUGCAUGCGCUGGCGCACCCAGAGCUGCCGCCGAUCAAACCCAAGGACUUUGACAAGAUCACGUUCUUCCAUGCCAACGGCAACAGCUGGCAAAAGAACACACCGUCCGUGCUGAAGUGCUGGCAACGCCGACCGGACCUGCCGAUCAUUGACGUCUAUACGCUGAGCGCCAAGACACUCGAGGACUUUACCGAGAUUUUUGGGCCGGACGGAGCGCCGCCGAACGUGCGGUUCCACCACGGCAAGGCCAUUGACGCCUCUCAGUUUGGCCGUGAGCUCAUCCAAGCCAGCGUCAUCUUGUGCCCAAGCAAGAUGGAGGGCUACGGCCACUACAUCAACCAAGCGAGGGCCUCGGGUGCGCUUGUUUUGACAACAAACGGUCCGCCCAUGAACGAGUUUGUGGACGACGAAUCCGGUGUGCUCAUCGAAGCGUAUCGCCAAGCGCCCAACUCGAACCAACUCCUGAGCGUCUAUGGCGGCAUGGAGUGGGAUGUGACGCCCGACGGCGUCUGCGAUGCGGUGGACACCGUGUUGAAGCUGACGCCGGCGGAGCGGCAACGACGCGCUGCGAAUGGUCGCCGGCGCUACGUCGCGCAGUUUGUCGCGUUCAAGCAUGCCAUGCAUCGCGUGCGCGCGUUGUUCGAUGCGUGGCCGAAGAGCCACCCGCAUUGGCGCUGAUUGUGCAAAGCCACGGAUUAAUCGAUAUUCCCUUGGUCAUUGAGUCAUUAUUGCG